This is a messenger RNA of Copidosoma floridanum, 1508 nucleotides long. RefSeq lists its product as uncharacterized. Gene Ontology annotation, cellular component: nucleus; delta DNA polymerase complex. Gene Ontology annotation, biological process: DNA replication; DNA strand elongation involved in DNA replication; nucleotide-excision repair, DNA gap filling. Gene Ontology annotation, molecular function: DNA-directed DNA polymerase activity. The record is from RefSeq and is a predicted model, not a curated record. NCBI's taxonomy places the organism in Eukaryota, Metazoa, Arthropoda, Insecta, Hymenoptera, Encyrtidae.
CUCUGCGUAAAAGUGGAGUUAGUUGCUAAUAAAUAUAAAUUACUUUGUUUUCGCUUUGGUUUACUUGAAGAUCGAUAAUCGAGUGUAUUUCCCGAAGAAAAAUGUCACUGAGUGAUUACGAGAGCACCUUGAAAUCGUACAUCCACGACGAUGAUAAGCUGGUUACUUACAAGUGGUUGAGCAAAGAAUUGGAAAUUCACGUUAACGUUGCCAAGGACAUACUAAAACAGUUUUAUGAAAAGUACCAGAGCCGAGGUGACAUUGUUGCUACUUAUCUGCUCAUAGGCCGAUUGAAAGAUGGAUCCAUUCGCAUUGAAGUUGUCCAGGAGUCCAAUUUGGAUGCUGCAAAAAAGAAGUUUGUUACAAUUGAUUGUCAACACUUGUACAGUUUACAGAAGUGCCUACCAGACAUUUCCUUGCUAGCACUUGUUGGCGAUGGGGAUCUUCGUUACAGUGCCAUCAAAUGUGAUGAAAAAUUUCUCAGAGAUGACGAUGAAAUCGAUGCCUUGCGAUAUAUUGGGAAUGUUUCUAAGGGUAUGAACAAAGUAGAAGUGACAAGCAAGCCUGUGAGUAGUAAAGUUCCUGACAAAUCAGCACCAAAGCAAACUAGUUUCUUUCAAAAUAACAAAGAGAAAAAAGCUGAUAAGGAAAAAGAAAAACCCGAGGUAAAAAAGGAAGUUGAAGAAUCCAAACCAGAAGCACAAACAGCAGCAGCAGCAAAAAAAGUGUCGCCUCCUGUCAAAACUAGUGGUGGAAAGAGUGAUAAGGUAUCUAAGAAGCCACUUCACUCGAAGCAAGCUGGAUUUAGUAAUCUUUUUGGAAAAGUGGCAAGCAAGCCAAUGUCUACUGAAUCUAAAAAAGCCUCAAGCAACGAUGAGAAAGAAAAGAAAACCACAGAAAGUGUAGAUAACAAGAUAGAAGUAACCAAAACUAAAGAGGAACAAAAGCAAGUUCAAGAAAAGGAAAAUAAGAAAAGCCACCAAGACAAAGAUGAUAAGAAGCAAUCAUCCCACGAUAAAUCUAAGAGUGCGACAAAAACGGAUAACAAGACUAAUACCAAAACCAAAAGUAAAAGUAGUGCAAGUGAUGCAAAAAGUAAAAAGCGACAGAGAAGUCAAGAAAAAAGUAACGCAUCAAAACGAAAACGAAUCGUUGUAAUGGAUUCAAGUGAAGAUGACUCUGACAAUAGUGAUAACGAACGAGAGGAGGAGCCCAUGGAAAUAGAAGAGGAACCACCAGAACCAGUUAAAAAGAGAUCACCAUCACCACCUGCUGAAAAGCGAGAAAAUGGUAAACGCAUGGUGAGAAAAUUGGUGGAUAAAACUUACUUGGACGAAGAAGGUUAUCUAGUUACAAAGAGAGUACAUGUGUACGAAGCUGUUGAAGACGAUGAGAAGGAGGCAGUUCAAGAACCACCACCCAAGGCAAAGCCAGUGGAUAAUAAAGCCAAAAAACAGACUACUCUCAUGAGUUUUUUCAAGAAAUCUUAAGCCACUACAAUUUUGUUU